UUUGAUAGAUAGGAAAUUCAGCCUGCUUAAGUAGCUUCGCUAAGACGAUCGAUGGAUAAACUCUGACACUUCGUGCUGCACUACUUAGUUAGUUACGUAAGCAGGAUCAAGAGAAUUAGAAGGAGAGAAGUGAGACGAUUAAAGAGAACAAAUUACAUUGAAAAGGAUAAAAGACAAUUAAAAAUAAUCGAUAACUGGCGAUCAACGAGAUAGUUGUCCAUCUCGUCACCUUAGUUCCUCCUCUCUAGAAAAUAUCCAAUGGGAGGCUCAUAUGAAAUUGGAAUCAAAAAUAAAUUUGCUCUAUAAAUUUACAAUUUAUAAUCAAUUAGCUCUAAAUUAACUUUCUUAAACAUAACUGAAUUUGUUAAUUUUGAUCAAUUACUCAAGCCUCUUAAAUUUAUUUUUAAAUUGAUAAAUUUGAACUGAUCGAUCUAAAUUGAUAAUUUGAAGGAUUGAUUUACACUAAAGUCAAAUUAUUAAACUAAUUCACAUAUUCUAACAGUUUAGGGGACAAAUGAUAAUUCUAUAAAAUUUGGUCAAGUUGGGGCUUGUCUCUAGGUAGGUUCCAAUUUAUCUUAGUGGCUGCAAACUUGUUCGACGCUUUGCAAGUCAAUAGUCAAUGCUCGAGCAAAUUAUUGUCUGAAGACUGUUCAAAACACACUCACCUCAUCGUCUCUAAAUCUUGAGUUCUUGCUCCAGGAAACCAAAAAAAUGGCAGAAUCUUUUGUGUUUAACAUAGCACAAUCUGUUCUUGAAAAACUAACAUCUAUAACUCUCCAAGAACUUAAUUUAGCAUGGAAUGUCAAAGAAGAUCUCGAAAAGCUUCAAGACACAUUAUCAACAAUCAAAGCUGUGCUAUUAGAUGCAGAGGAGAAGCAAGGUAAGAACGUUGAACUAACUCUUUGGUUAUCCAAACUUAAAGAAUCAUUUUACGAUGCAGAGGAUAUUAUUGAUGAGUUUGGAUGCGAAAUUUUGCAUAAACAGUCUACUAAUAGCAGGGUACGUAGAUUCUUUUCCAAGUCCGAUAACCCGCUUGUUUUUCGUUUCAAGAUGGGGAAUAAAUUGAAGGAAAUUAGUGAGAGAUUUGAUGAGAUUGCGGGCCAGAAGAGUAAGUUUCAUCUUACUGAGAGAUGGGUGGAUGAGAGAGUUGUGUUUAGGAGAAGAGAGAUGACUCACUCUUUUGUUCAGGCUUCUGAUGUUAUUGGUAGAGAUGAUGAUAGAGAUAAGAUUAUUGAUUAUUUGUUGAAUUAUGGUGAGGAGGAAAAUGUGUCGGUUGUUCCUAUUGUUGGAAUUGGUGGCUUGGGGAAGACUACAUUGGCUAAGAUGGUGUAUAAUGAUGAAAGGGUGGAUAGAAAUUUUCAGUUGAAAAUGUGGAUUUGCGUUUCGGAGGAUUUCGAUGUUACUAGGUUGGCUAAGGAGAUAACUAGUUCUGCUACUGGGAGAAAUUAUGGUGACUUGAGUAUUGAUCAAUUGCAGGCACGUUUACGUCGGAGUUUAGGUGGUAGGAGAUUUUUGUUAGUUUUGGAUGAUAUUUGGAAUGAGAAUCGUGUGAAAUGGGUUGAGUUACGAGGUUUAUUGGAGGGUGGUGCACUUGGAAGUAAAAUUAUUGUUACGACGAGGAGUUCGAAAGUUACUACUAUAGUAGGCAGUGAACUUGCUUACAAUCUGCCCGGUCUUUCUCAUAAUGAUUGUUUGUCUUUGUUUCUAAAAUGGGCGUUUAGUGCAGGUCAAGAGAAGCAAUAUCCGAACCUUGUACACCUUGCUAAUGAGAUUGUGAGGAAAUGUGGAGGGGUUCCGUUGGCUGUGAGGACGUUAGGGAGUCUACUUUACGCGUCCACUGACGAAAAACAGUGGUUGUCUAUAAGAGAUAAUGAGAUAUGGAAGUUGCAGCAUAAGGAAAAUGAUAUCUUACCCGUGCUAAAGUUGAGCUUUGAUCACAUGCCAUCUUACUUGAAACGAUGUUUUGCUUAUUGUUCUCUAUUUCCAAAAGAUUAUGUGUUUUAUAGUUUUGAAUUGGUUCAAUUUUGGAUGGCGCAUGGGCUUCUUGAUUCGUCGGGUGAAGAUCAAGAGUUGGAAGGUUGUGGGUUGCAGUAUAUGAAAGAAUUAUGGUCUAGAUCUUUUUUUCAAGAUGUUGAAGAUCAUGGUUUCUUUUUUACCUGCAAAAUGCACGAUCUUGUACACGACCUAGCUAUAUCAGUUGCGCAGAGUGAGUGCUCGACUGUAAACUUUCUCACUGAAAGUGUCGAUGAAAAAAUCCGCCAUUUGUCAUUUUCAGGCACUGAUUUUCCAGGCCAAGAAGUUCCCAAAUUCUUGAACAAGCUAGACAGGGUAAGAACAAUAUGCUUUCCGGUUAGAGGAAUGGGACCGACUAAUGAAACUUUUAUGGAAACCUCCAUGUUGAGAUUCAAACACUUGCGACUGCUGAAUCUAAGUGAUUCAUGCUUUGAGGUUUUGCCCAACUCAAUUGGUACUUUGAAGCAUUUGAGAUAUCUUGACCUGUAUAGAAAUCGUAAGCUUAGAAAACUCCCCCGAACUAUUUGCAAGCUGCAGAACUUGCAGACUUUACGGCUCGAAGAAUGCGAGAAGCUUGAAGAAAUUCCAAGAGAUAUCAAGAACAUGUUCAGCCUUAGGUUUCUAGAAAUUACUACGAAACAAGCAGUUUUUCCAGUAAACGGGAUUGGGUCUCUCGGUUCUCUCCGAUACUUGUCCUUUUUCGAGUGCAGCAAUUUAGAACAUUUGUUUGAAGAUAUGCGAUCUCUCACUUGUCUUCGGACAUUGGUGGUAGCAUCUUGUGGAAGCUUAACUAGUUUGCCUCGCAAUUUAAAGUAUCUAACUGCCUUAGAGACAUUGGUGAUAGGUGACUGUGGAAAGCUUAAUUUGAUGGAAAUGGAAAACGGUCAAGAUUUCAAUCUGAGUCUUACUUCCUUGGUCCUUGGAGAACUGCCACAACUUGUGACUUUGCCUCAAUGGCUUCAAGGAUGCGCAAGCAGCUUGCAGUACUUGUACAUUGACGAUUGUCCAAAUCUUACUGCAUUACCAGACUGGUUUCAGAAUUUGACAUCGCUUCAAAGACUAGAAAUUAUAAGAUGCCCCGAAUUAUUUUCUCUUCCGGAGGAGAUGCUUUGCCUUACUUCAUUAAGAGAAUUGAAGAUCGGAUUUUGUCCUGAAUUGCGCGAAAGAUGUGAUCCAGAGACAGGAGAGGAUUGGUUUAAAAUAGCUCAUGUUCCUGAUAUUUAUCUCAAUGGUAUCAAGGUCAAAGUCAAUGCUAGCUACUAUGGAGAUGCAACGAGUUGAGUUGAGUUGGUGACAAUAUCUGUCAUGUUUAUGUUUCUUGUACUGAGUUUGAAGUUGUGUUACAAGCUGGAAUCUGAAGCAUGGUCAUCAGCAAGUUGCAUCUGCAGGAAUCAACUAGGUCAUUAGAAAAUGUUCCUAUCGCUGAAAUUGUUGGACACUGAAAUAGCAGUGAAUUUAGCAAAAGGGUGUUUGAUUUUUAUUUCUAGCAGAAAUGCUUUUGAAACUUCGAACUCUAAAUUUAGAUCAUACACCAGUAAAAAAUAUAUUGUUUUACUA
Molecule: messenger RNA, 3570 nt
Organism: Mercurialis annua (annual mercury)
Lineage: Eukaryota; Viridiplantae; Streptophyta; Magnoliopsida; Malpighiales; Euphorbiaceae
Product: putative disease resistance protein RGA3
Exons: 3
Coding region: 712-3294 (860 amino acids)
Biological process (GO): defense response to other organism
Molecular function (GO): protein binding; ADP binding
Source: RefSeq, a predicted model, not a curated record